UUCUUUUUAUAGACUGUUUGUGUACAAAAUCAUAGACAAAAUGGCGGCGAAAACCAUGAUCAGCUGACGAUCUUGUAGACCUGAACUAUUUAGUCUUGUACUUUAAUAAGCUGCCAAUUACAUUAACUCCAUCUGGAUUUAUCACAUUGAAUCAAUUAAUAUCAGAUCGAUCCUGAAUCGGUGCAUAAAAUCAUUUUCUAAAGUUCCAAAAUUUUACAAUCUUUAUAAUUCCGUGCAAUCAUUACGUCAAAUCAUACGUGUGAUCUUGGUGAAAACUGAGUUAUCUACUUUUCAAUAUAUCAAUAUAAAUUGCGAUUUGCCCAAAUUUCUAUAAUAAUUAAGAUAUUUAAACCGUUCACUAUUAGUUACAAACUUUACCACAAAACGUUUAUUGUCGCUGCUAGCGCUUCAAACAAGCCGGUUGCAGCGGACCGUGAUUCUAAAAGUGGAUAGUCUGAACUCCACUAAUUAGCGUUAGACUAAACAUUAGACGAUAUCAGCGAGAGUGGGACAGACAAAAUAAGAUUGUAUAAGUGCGAGUGAGACGGGAAACUUCGGCAAGCUUCCAAGAUGAAUUUGAUGUUUCGCAAGAACUUCAGCGGGGAGAAGGCGAGCACGGGCGGCGGUGGGGGCGGGGGAAAGGCGCGGGGUGCGCUGGGCGCAGGCAGGAACGCCAAACGGCGCGAGCGCGACAGGUUCUGUAUGGAGGAACAUCAUUAUAGGACUCAUCUGUUCUUCUCCGCGCCUAGGACAAGCGCGCAGUACACUGACUCAGGUUAUCGAGAAUCCAUUGGAUCAGGAUGGCAAGAGCGAUGUGGUCCGGUGCUGGGCGGGGGCUCAGGGUCGGAGCCGGAGCCCCCGCAGCCGCUGGUGACGCGCGAGCCGGGCGUAUCGCUGCUGCGUUGGGACCGACCAGCUCCGGAGCGCCGCCGCGCGGAGCCCGUCCCGCUGGCCACGCUAGAGAAAGACUGCUUUGUUAUACCAGCACACGCUCUUGACAGAUUCCUGCCAGACGGUGUACCAUUGCCGGUGCCUCCCCCCACACCAGAGAAGGGCAUAACAACGAAAGCUACACAAAAUUCCCUCAGCAUCCUAGAAAUAGCGGAUCCGAAACUAUGCAUAUUGGCACAUUUAAUGAGUCCCUUGGAACCUAUAGAACCUAUUUUAGAAUCGCCACUCGCUAAACCCUUGAUAAAACAGAAAAUGGCCGCGGGAGAAUUACUCAGUGAUAUUGCUCAAGCAAAUACAGCAGUUGGUGGAAUGUUGUUAGCAAAUAUGGAAAAGAAUUCAGAGUUCCCUUUCAUAUCGUAUUACGUUAUAAAUACAACACAAACGGAUCCAUUGUUAUUUUAUAAUAACUUAAGAGGCGCGUCAUUGAGUAAAUUCGACCCGAAGACAAUUAGAUAUUCGGCAGCGCAUACGUUGGAUUUGUAUAGCGAAGUUGCAAUGAUAUGUCGACCGCCGUUCAACGAUUUAGCCGGUGGUCCGAAGAAGUCACACACACCGACAACCGGAUUUAUUAUUAGCGUGUACAAGGUUUUCGAAGGCGACGAUGGUGAACGAUUUGAAAGGAAUUGGUUAUAUUGGACAGGGGCGAGAAUGUUGUAUCGACAUUUGCCUCACACAGUCGGAAUGAGGAAGAUCGCCCUCCACAAAUCUGUGGCAGCGCACGGCGACAAAAUGUACCUGUUGGUCUGCGAGUGUGCCAACUUGUUGGACGACUUGUCCGGCGCGGCAAUGCUAGUGACGGCCCUCCGAGCUCGUCUUUGUGGCUACACCGGCUUAUACAAACCCAUACAAACAUUCUAGUAGAGGGCCCAAGGCCAGGGCCUUGAAUGUGUAACGGACUUUUCGGGAUUUCAAUUAUCCUCAACAGAUGGAGUUGUUUUCACUUAAACACGUUUGAAAUUUAAUAAUGCAAUAAUUUAAUAUGUAAGUUCUAAUUCUAUUAAACACAAUUCGCGAAUUUUUCAAUAAAAUUAGAUAGUAAAUAGUAGUCAAUUUGCUUAAAUAAACCAAACAUUGCCGAUAAUUGCCAAUCGAUUAAAAUUUAAGUCCUAAUGCUAAUAAUGUUGCUUUUUUAAUGUUUAUUAAGGUAAUUAUGUAAGUUUACCUGGUGUUUGGACCAACAACGCUUUAUCACUUGGUCAACAUCAGCUCAAGUUGUGAGAAAUGGACCAAAGAACUAAUUAUAGAAUAUUAUGAUCGUCCACAAAGGUCGUACUAAAAAUAUCCUUUUUGCUAAAUACAAAUUGUCGGUUUUUAAUACUGUAUUUAACUGCUAACUAAAAACUUUGUGCAUGUUGUGCCAAAAAUGUACAAUUAUAGAAAAAAAUACAGACAAAUGUGUCACUUAAGAAUAAUUUAAUAGCAGUGUGAAUUUUAC
Papilio xuthus (Asian swallowtail) is the source of this 2386-nucleotide messenger RNA. RefSeq lists its product as uncharacterized. The record is from RefSeq and is a predicted model, not a curated record. The transcript has 5 exons. Bases 571 to 1809 code for a protein of 412 amino acids. NCBI's taxonomy places the organism in Eukaryota, Metazoa, Arthropoda, Insecta, Lepidoptera, Papilionidae.